Dioscorea cayenensis subsp. rotundata (Guinea yam) is the source of this 1707-nucleotide messenger RNA. RefSeq lists its product as uncharacterized. The coding region runs from base 484 to 1281 and encodes 265 amino acids. NCBI's taxonomy places the organism in Eukaryota, Viridiplantae, Streptophyta, Magnoliopsida, Dioscoreales, Dioscoreaceae. The record is from RefSeq and is a predicted model, not a curated record. The transcript is spliced from 4 exons.
GCCAUUUUCCCCGAUCUCGGCCUUUUUCGUUUGAUGAGCUAAUUCGAUCUCGCAGGGCGACGAAGACCUCGAUCUAGGGUUUGGCAUUCUCUUCAGAGAGCAUCGCAUCGAGACGAUGCUCUUGAGCCUUGUGGAGCUCCUCCACCGCUCCGCUGUCAUGAUCCCCUCUUCGCGCUAUUGUUCUCAUCGUCUCAAACCGCUCGAGAAAUGGAGUCGUCGUGGUAAUCUUAGUAGCUGAUGUUUUGCUUUUGAUCAUGGCGGUCCUUUCUUUCUAGGGUUUCUUCUUUUUCGUAUUCACUCUGUUUUGUGAACGAUCGAUCGUUUGGGAUACCAAAAAUUUUGAAGUGUUUUCAUAUCGUAUAUCAUCUCAUCUAUCUGGCGUUUGGUUGAGAGAUCUGAGUCUUUUUCUUUGGAUUUGCUUCAUUUGUGCGUCUUUUGGAGAUUGUGCAGCUGCAGCGCUGUGUUCACCAUCAACACAGCUCGAUGGAUUGUGCCCCUCCUGGGAUCUCUAUACAUUCUGGAAAUGUCUUCUGUGACUUCAAUUUUCAUCACCUUAUUGGUAGGAACCCAGUUGUGGCACAGAAAUGUUGGAAUAGUAAGAAUGAUGAAUUGUUAGCUAAGCAUGCAUCAUGUGACAUCCUGGGUGUUUCAUCAAAGAUUGGUGAUGAAUUGGUAACUCGAGAACUUGGGAAAAAAUUUCAUAAAAUGCUGCAAGUUAAUGACUCUUCUGAGGAUAUAUUAUCUGAUGAUUCACCUUCAAAUCGGGAAGAAAGUUGCAGUUCAUCUGGAACCAGAAUCUUUCAAGAUAUAGAUGAAUCUACUACCUUUGAUGCAAAAGUCGGAAAAGUUUUGAAUAAAUCAGUGACAUUUCCGAUUUCCAAUAAGGUGCAGUCUUACCCUGAACCCAUUAAAAGAGAGGAUGGAUUGCCUGGCAAGUUGUGUGACAUACCAAAUUCUUCUUUCUGUGAGAGUCAUGUGUAUGGGCGUUCUAUGUCUCUAUCACCAUCAUCCAAACUUGUAUCUGCCAUGAAAGGAGGCCGUGAGCGGAGCGGGAUCUCACAGGCGGUGAAGCUGCAUGUGAAAUGGGCACCUGAAGUCUAUGAUCCGCCAGUCACCUCCAUGUCACACUCAGUGAAGAGCCACCGGCAACAAUGCCCUAAAGCGCGAAAAAGGGACCAACACAAGCACAAACACAAGGGCAAGUCAUCUCGUAGCAAUGCUAAAGAAAAGAAAUACACCAGAAGAACCUUUCUUGCAACAAGAGAGAUCCUCUCAAAAUAAGGCUGCGAGAGACUGAUGAUGAUAAAUUGGUGGAUUACUCGGUCAGUAUCCAAAACCCAACCCUUCUGUUCUUACAUACAUAUGCUUAUAUGUGUGUGUAGAUAAAUAAUCAGUAACUUAUGGCUGCAAUAGGAUUGCUAUUGAAUCAUUAUUACUGUUUUGUCGUGGAGAGUUGUUGAUUAUCUUCGUUACCAUGUUUCAACAAACAACAAUGUCGACAAUGUUGAUAGUGAUAGCUCAACCGUGCCCAUUUGCUCAAUGACUAUGCGGUAUAGAUCCAGACCAAUAAAAAUUGGGAUUCAUGAUUUGGAUAUAUCUAACUAUCAUGCCCAAGUUUAUCUUAUAUUUUGGUGCUAGUUGGGUGGGUUGUUGGAAAGCUAUAUGUCUCUUCUACUACUUAAUAAUGAAAAGUGCAUCUCAUGGUAA